UCACACCUCACCGCAUAUUUACGGUUACGACGUUCUUCUGUUCAAAAGUCUUCUUCUUCUUCUUUCUUCUCACACGCAUUAUGGAAAUUCUAACUACAACACAUAUUCAUCUCAUUCUUCUUCUACCUCUAAUUCCAUGCAUUUGUCGUAACUGUAAUUGCAAACACAAUUAUAAUAAUAAUAAUAAUCAAUAACGUACAUUACAUUACUCCAUGCAUUACAUAUUAUCAUCACUAGCUAACACAUAUAUACAUACAUACAUACACCAAACUGUAAUUAAUAUUCAUUCUUUGAAAAAGAAAAGAAAAGAAAAAUGAUGCAUAAACCAUCAUCAGUGAAGAGAAAGAAGACAGACAAGUCCAGAAGACUCAUCGGACUCCUUCUUUCCAGUUUCCUCCGCCGUCGUCUCAUUCAUCGCCUCCUCAUUUCCUCCAUCUCCGUCUGCCUUCUCUUUCUUUUCAUCAUGCUCUCUCUCUUCGCUCCUUCCCCUUUUAUUGAUAAUGAUUUGGUUAAAUCUCGUUUAGAUUCUCAUCAGCAAUCCCCAUUUCACAUUCCGACAAGUGAAGGUACUUACAAGCAUGAUCUAUGGAAUUCGAGGAACUCGCAGCUUUUCUCUGCCUGCAGUUAUGCCGGUGUCAACUUUGCAAAGGCUAAUAGCAAAACUCAUCCGGACCGAUACUUGUUAAUCGCAACCAGUGGAGGCUUAAAUCAACAGAGAACAGGGAUAAUUGAUGCUGUUGUGGCUGCCUAUCUUUUGAAUGCUACUCUUGUUAUUCCAGCAUUGGAUCAUACAUCUUUCUGGAAAGACAACAGCAAUUUUUCUCAAUUAUUUGAUGCCGAUUGGUUUAUAACAUCCCUCCGGAAUGACAUAAGAGUUGUAAAGCAACUACCAAAUAUGGGAGAGAAAUUUGCGACUCCAUAUACAGUGCGUGUUCCAAGGAAAUGCACCCCCAAAUGCUACGAGGGUCGUGUUUUACCAGUGCUGAUCAAGAAACGUGUUGUUCGGCUCACGAAGUUUGACUACAGACUUUCUAAUCUGCUGGAUGAUGAUCUACAAAAGCUGAGGUGCAGGGUAAACUACCAUGCUCUCAAAUUUACGGAUUCGAUUCAGGGAAUGGGAAAUUUGUUGGUUGAGCGGAUGAGAAUGAAAAGCAAGCGUUUCAUCGCGCUACAUUUAAGGUUUGAACCGGAUAUGCUUGCAUUCUCUGGUUGCUAUUAUGGUGGGGGAGAAAAGGAAAGAAAAGAACUUGGUGAAAUUAGGAAGCGGUGGAAAAAUUUACAUGCAAGCAAUCCUGAGAAAGUAAGAAGACAUGGAAGGUGUCCACUUACCCCAGAGGAAGUUGGUCUUAUGCUUAGAGCACUAGGUUUUGGAAUUGAAACGCAUUUGUAUGUGGCUUCUGGAGAAAUAUAUGGAGGUGAGGCAACCCUAGCACCCCUCAGAGCUCUCUUCCCCAACUUCCAUUCAAAGGAGACCGUAGCUACCAAGAAGGAGUUGGCCCCAUUUGUGUCUUUCUCUUCGCGCAUGGCUGCGCUUGAUUACAUAGUUUGUGAUGACAGCGAUGUUUUCGUAACAAACAACAAUGGGAACAUGGCUAAGAUUCUAGCUGGAAGAAGGAGGUACUUUGGUCAUAAACCUACUAUCCGCCCUAACGGGAAAAAGUUGAACCCCUUAUUCAUGAACAAGAAUAACAUGACAUGGCAAGAAUUUGCAUCUCGAGUUCGAACUUUCCAGGUAGGCUUCAUGGGAGAGCCUAAUGAGUUGAGGUCAGGCAGUGGUGAGUUUCACGAGAAUCCAACGUCUUGCAUAUGUCAAAACUCAGGGUCGGAGGUAAAAACCGAGGGAUUUUCCAAUCCUCAAAAUCAAACGCAUGAAGGCAAUAAGGUAGAGAACAGGACAGAAAAGAAGCCUGCUGAGGAAGAACGGGAGUGGUCUGAAUUAGAUUAUGAUUUGGACAAUUAUAGAAAGCAGGUUCAGCUCAAAGGAACUAAUAUUGAUUCGCUCCCCCUUCUAAUGGGUACUGACCAAGCUGAAGUACAAGUAUUCUUCUCAGAUUAGAUGUUCGAAUUCUAGCAACUUCUCCCUGCUUGCUUUUCCCUCUUCUUGCACUGAUAAGAAUAAGAUCUUCAAACAGUACUGAAAAUUAAGCCUUUGUAUAUAGUUUAUUAGAUUUUGUAUGAGAAGCUGCUUCAAAAUGUAGAUUGUAGGCUUGUGGCAACUGUAUAUAUAGGCCACUAAUAUGCCGAAGCUUUUGAAACUGAAAUUUGUGGGAAGGUUUGAUAAGGGAUUCUGUUUAUGAAUAGGACAGGAUAGCCAUAGGGGCAGCAGAAGUGGCCAUUCCAUACAAUGCUGUUCUAUCUUAAUGUGAUUGUUUGUGUAGUGUGUUUGUAUGUACAUGUAAAAAAAUGAUACAAUUGAAGAACCAUUGUCCAUAAUUUCUUCAA
Molecule: messenger RNA, 2442 nt
Organism: Medicago truncatula (barrel medic)
Lineage: Eukaryota; Viridiplantae; Streptophyta; Magnoliopsida; Fabales; Fabaceae
Product: protein ROOT HAIR SPECIFIC 17
Exons: 10
Coding region: 314-2056 (580 amino acids)
Source: RefSeq, a predicted model, not a curated record